AUGGCCGUGCCUCCUAUAAUUUCCAGGCGGUUCUCUGAUCUGGAUUGGAGACUUCUGCUCUUGAUCAUCCCUCCUAUUUCUCUCCUUAUUUUACUCUCUAUCUCCUUUAACCCCAUCAACCAUUUUUCCAGUUUUGCCCCUCUCGCUUCCCAUUUCCUCAACAAAACCAGCCUGAUCACUCUCCCCUCCACCACCCUAACAACAAAUUAUUCCUCAACUGCUCCCCCGAGUUUGCCGCUCGUGAAUCGGAGUGAGUCAACUCAGUGGAAAGAUGAGUUGGAGCGGUCGAGAAUGGCGGUGUGUUUGGUUGGUGGAGCCAGGAGGUUCGAACUGACUGGACCCUCAAUCGUGAAGAAUAUUCUCCAAGUGUAUCCAAAUGCAGACCUUUUUUUGCACAGUAAUUUCGAUAAGGAUGCUUUCAAAUUUUCUCUCUUGAAAACCGUGCCUAAGCUUGCCUCUGUCCGUAUUAUUAGUCCUAAACCGUUGCCCGAGACCUUGGCUCAGCUCCGGGUCCUUACAGCUGCUAAUUCUCCUAAUGGCAUCCAGGGUCUGCUUCAGUACUUCAACCUAGUAGAAGGAUGUCUGAGAAUGAUCCAGGAAUACCAAAACCUAAAGGGGUUCCAAUAUGAUUGGAUAGUCCGUACCCGUGUUGACGGGUACUGGAAUGCUCCGUUGGGUCCCGAAAAUUUCAUCCCGGGUCACUACAUGGUUCCACCAGGGUCAACAUAUGGUGGCCUUAAUGAUCGGCUUGGCAUUGGUGAUCUUAAAACCUCAACGAUAGCCCUUUCGCGUCUUUCUUUGGUUCCCCAACUUGAUGCUGCUGGAUUUCGUCAACUUAAUUCGGAAACUGCUUUUAAGGCUCAGCUUACUACACGAGGUGUUCCUUUCGAUACUAAAAGAGUACCCUUUUGUGUUGUUUCGGAUCGUAAAUAUGAGUUUCCUCCUGGCCGGUUUGGUGUGCCGGUGGCUGCAUUGUCGAGUCCGGGACCAUUAAGCGGUGCCAAAUGCAGGCCGUGUAAGCCGGUUUGUGAAGGAACUUGUGUAGCUGGUAUCAUGCCAUCGCUUUAUAAAGGUUGGAGUUGGACUAAUUGGGAAAACGGGACACUAAAGUUAUGUGAUGCUCAUGGUGAUUGGGAGGGAGGGUGGGAAAGGAUUUUCGAUAAAGUUGCUGGGAAGGAACUUGCUUCUGAAAGGAAAAGGAUUCGCGGUCUAAGUAGGAAGCGAUGUGUGGAUGAUUUUACUGAAAUGAAGAAAAAGGCUUCCAAGUGGGAUACUCCUCCAGUCGAAGAGAUAUGUAGAUUAGGCCUUGGAGAGAAUUAG
Molecule: messenger RNA, 1320 nt
Organism: Dovyalis caffra
Lineage: Eukaryota; Viridiplantae; Streptophyta; Magnoliopsida; Malpighiales; Salicaceae
Source: the annotation of a GenBank genome assembly